AUGCAUACAUACGACAUCAUAAUAAUUGGUCUGGGCUGCGCCGGCGUCUCUGCUGCAAGUACUUUGGCGAAAGCUGGGAAGAAAGUUCUAGCCCUCGAAGCCAUGGACAGGAUCGGUGGUCGAGUUCGGACUGUGCCAUUUGGUGAUGGCGUUGUUGAAGUUGGUGCUGAAUGGAUCCAUGGCACAGGUAACAGCAGCACCUAUAGAAUUGCUAUGCAACACAACAUUACAAUUAUACCCCAAGAUCCCAUCUUCAAGGUGUACCAAUCCGAUGGGACGGAGACUGAUGAUGAUUUAUUAUUGAACGACCUCGUGAAUAUUUGCUUUGUAUUGGUUGGACAAAAACAUAAAAUUUUUGUUGGUGGCUUGGGAGAAUUUAUCACAAGCAGGUUACUACUUAACGUCAAAUCAAAGUACCCUUAUUUGAUUAAAGAUAAAGAUUUCCUAUCAGAGUUUGUAAGACUAAUGAACUCGUAUAUAAGCGUCCACGAGGCUACAAAUGACUGGAACGAGGUCGAUGCUCAGAGUGAGUACGAAGAUUUAAAAGGCCACCAACACAUGAGUUGGCAUAGAUAUGGGUACAAGACAUUGUUCGACCUGAUGCUAAAUACAUACAACAAUGGACCGGGCUUACCAAACCUUGAUAUAAAACUGAACACGGAGGUGACGCAAAUAAUAUGGCCAAAAGAUGGCGCUGAUGUAAGAGUCGUCUGCGCAGAUGGCAGUACGCACACAUCCCGUCACGUUAUUGUUACGGUUUCUUUAGGGGUUUUGAAAGAACGAUAUGAAACAUUAUUUAAGCCGGGGUUGCCGCGGGAGAAAGUAGAAGCAAUAGAGAAGACAUCUAUAGGUGCGGUUUGCAAAAUAAUUUUUAAAUUUGAGAAGGCUUGGUGGAAAGGAAAGGAAACAUAUUACGGUUUCAUGUGGAAGACUGAGGAUAUAGAAAAACUACCGAAGGAGGAUUAUUGGAUCACGAAGAUUUUUGGGGCGAGCAGGCCCAGGGGAUCCACAAAUACAUUAUGUUUGUGGACUAGUGGGGAAGUGGGGAAAUUGUUAGAAAUAAUGCCAGAGGAUAUUAUGAAGCGAAAGUGCAUGGAGCUUUUGCGAAAAUUCAUGGGAAAAUCUUAUGAUAUACCGGAGCCGACUGGAAUGAUCAGAUCCACCUGGUUCUCAAAUCCCUUCACCCGCGGUAGCUAUUCCUAUGACAAUCGUCGGACGACACAAAACGCGAAUAAUCGAAGAUUUCUCGCGGAGCCUUUACGCGAUACACUCGGAGUUCCUCGCCUUUUAUUCGCUGGAGAGGCCACAGAUGCUCUUCACUUCUCAACAGUGCACGGCGCUAUCGAUUCAGGGUACAGAGAAGCCAAGAGACUUAUAAAAAAUAGUAAAUUGUAA
Messenger RNA from Pieris macdunnoughi, 1395 nucleotides. Lineage: Eukaryota; Metazoa; Arthropoda; Insecta; Lepidoptera; Pieridae. The record is from the annotation of a GenBank genome assembly.